Pseudopipra pipra is the source of this 2242-nucleotide messenger RNA. RefSeq names its product claudin 34 (gene CLDN34). Bases 1225 to 1869 code for a protein of 214 amino acids. Gene Ontology annotation, molecular function: structural molecule activity. NCBI's taxonomy places the organism in Eukaryota, Metazoa, Chordata, Aves, Passeriformes, Pipridae. The transcript is spliced from 2 exons. The record is from RefSeq and is a predicted model, not a curated record. Gene Ontology annotation, cellular component: bicellular tight junction; plasma membrane. Gene Ontology annotation, biological process: bicellular tight junction assembly; cell adhesion.
AUAUAGGCUUCUGUUUCAUAUUCUAAAACAGGCAAGUGUGAGAACUAUAACUCAAUUUUAUCAUCGAUCUCAAGGUUCUUUUGAACCUUGUUCUUUCUCUAAGUCAGUGAUACCAGGUUAGAUCAAAUAAGCUCCAGUGGGCAGGGUGUGGAGGAAUGAGCCAAAAUGAAUCAUGCAAUUUUUUGUGUGUCUAGACAUUUGAUAAUUCACCUAAAGCCCAUCUUUGUCAGCUGGUUGUUCUCCAGUGUUUUCAGAACUUUUGUAUAAACCUUGAAUUCUUUCAUUUGCUUGUUCUGUGGGGUUUUUUUGUGAAUCUCAAAGGAAAAAGUACUUUUCUUAUUUUUUAAUUUUAUAGUUCAACUCUGGAGACAAUUCUAAGUGUCUUAGCAUGUGAAGAUUUGAUAGGGGGCUCAGAAUCACAGAUACAAUCUCAAUUCUGUGAGCAGGCAGGUGGGUACAUUCAGUCAAUGAAAUUACACACUGAUAACAUACUCUGAAAAGCUUUCAAUGACAGGGAUGCACCUGCUGACCUAUAUUUUAUGACCUUGAUACCAGCAAGUUGUUUAAAUGAAUAUUUAUGAUGUACAUGAGAAGUAUUACAGACAUAUAGGCUCUGCACAAAGUGGUGUUUUCAUAUGGGUCAGGUUUAGCUACUUUGGGCUCAGCUGAUUCCAACAGAAGCAGAAGGGAGUCAGCAUGGAACUCCUUUGCUCAUGCUCAUUUCUGUCUCCUACCUUCCCAUCACUGGACAUGAACAGAAAAGAUGCUAUUUUGAUGUGGAACUGGGACAGAAAGAAAACCAUUCAUAAUAUCCUGUGGGGUUACUGUGCUCUGUGUCUGGUAACAACGGUUAAUUAGAAAGGGGGGUUUAUAAUCACUUUGUAAAUAACACAGCAAAUAUAGAAAGUAUAAAUUGGUUUUGGUUUAAGUAGAUAAAAGUACAGAAGACUCUUCCAGAGCAAUUUCCUCCAUGCCAGAGAGGAUUAAAUGUACACUUGCAAUAAUGGAAAUUAAUAUGUCCCACAGGAAUCAGUCCUAUUGGAGAUACACAGGUGAGCUGGGAGGCCAAAACGAUAACAUUGCAGAUGUUGCUGUGUUUGGCUGGCAUCAAAAAUCACUCUGUCCCAUCCUCUUAUUGCUGGCAUCAGCUUCAGGACUGAAUGCCUCUCUCUCUUCACAUGGCAACAGAGCAGUGUCUGCAACAGAGCAGAAGACCUCCAGAGGAUGAGCUCCCUGGUCAAUGCCUCACACCUCCAGCUCACUGCCUUCGUUCUGGGUACGGUAGGCUGGAUCUUGUGCACCAUUUCAAUGGGAAUGGUGGAAUGGAGAGUGUGGCACGUGGACAACACCAGCAUCAUCUCCUCUGGCAUUGCCUGGGUGGGGAUUUGGAAAGUCUGCUUCAUCAGUUACCUUCACGUCUCACCUGGCUAUAGAGAACAGUUCUGCCAUAAAUUCAGUGGCUAUGAGUCCUUCGUCCCCCAGGAAAUUUAUGCUGCUCAGGGUCUCCUGUUGAUCGCCAUGUUCGUGGGCUUGCUGGGACUGGCUGCUACAAUAUUUGCUCUGAGAAAUGUGUAUAUGGGAAUCACUCACAAGACUCUUAUUACCCCUUUUUUCCUGGUGGGUGGCUUCUUCUACAUAUUUGCUGGUCUGUGUGUCCUGAUUCCUGUGAGCUGGAAUUUCUAUUCUGUAACGCACAACCGGAGCAUUGCUUUUCCUCCUUCUUAUUACAUGCCCUCCAGUCCAGUGGCUCAGGAAGCUGGUCCUGCAAUUCCUGUUGGGAUUGUGGCUGUCAUUCUCCUGCUGCUAAGUGGGACUUUUUCUCUCUCAUACAGAUUUCCAGGGACCGCAAAUACUAUAACAAAAUCCUGACAGGACAAAUCCCCCGUGCUAUUUCAGAACAAGAGCAUAGUCAAGAGAUAAGGACAGCAGGACGAGUGGUUGUAUAGUUAAGGAACUGCAGAAUUUAAUUUUAUUCUAUAGUAGCUAUUUUCUUAUAUGAACCAGUCGAGUUACCAUCUUAAUGGUCACAUAUGACCAGAGGUUCGUUUUUGAGAUAACUGCUGUUGAGCAGCAACUGUGAUUAAAUUUUGCCAGUUGACCUCUUUUGUAUGUACAAACACUACUGAUUAAUUUAUUUUUUUGUUUGUGUAAACUAUUAACCUUGCUCAAGGAGCUGGCUCUGAAUGAAAUGUCUUGUUAGAAAAACGUGAAAUAACAUAUAUUAAAUGUGAAUUUGUUUGUA